AUGCCGGAUGCUAAACAUGCCCUCGUUCCCUCGUUGCCUCGCUCUUGUCUCCGUCUCCGUCUCCGCUUCCCCCUCCUCCUCCGCCAGCCAAAGCUCGACAUCGCAUCUCUCCACAUCAAUCCCGUCGGCGACUCCGUCUCACACAGGUUUGGGACCGCAGCUCACAACCCGCAUCCAACAGAGCAUCCACACAUCCACACAUCCACUCACCCACCCUCCCCCGGCCUCUUCCACGCCAUCAGCCUAAAAUCCGCCGACGCCUCGCCUUGUUGCGCUGCCGCAGCCGCUGUCGCAUUUCUCCCCUGCCCUGCCCCCAUCCAUUGCGUAUCUCGGCUCGGAUCUGCUAAAAACGUCACCACACAACCUUGUUGUAUUGACGGUUCCCAUGGCCACUUCCACUUCCACUUCCACUCCGGAGUACCUACAUCUACUUCAGUUCCCGCACUCGUCUCAAUCUCCCACCCUCUCCUUUACAUCCAUCGUCUGUUCCAACCAUCCAUUCUCGAGCCCGUGUGA
Ilyonectria robusta is the source of this 516-nucleotide messenger RNA. RefSeq lists its product as uncharacterized. The record is from RefSeq and is a predicted model, not a curated record. Bases 1 to 516 code for a protein of 171 amino acids. NCBI's taxonomy places the organism in Eukaryota, Fungi, Ascomycota, Sordariomycetes, Hypocreales, Nectriaceae. The transcript has a single exon.